Molecule: messenger RNA, 1275 nt
Organism: Schizosaccharomyces japonicus yFS275
Lineage: Eukaryota; Fungi; Ascomycota; Schizosaccharomycetes; Schizosaccharomycetales; Schizosaccharomycetaceae
Product: aminotransferase class I and II
Exons: 1
Coding region: 1-1275 (424 amino acids)
Biological process (GO): kynurenic acid biosynthetic process
Cellular component (GO): cytoplasm; mitochondrion
Molecular function (GO): L-kynurenine:2-oxoglutarate transaminase activity; catalytic activity; pyridoxal phosphate binding
Source: RefSeq, a predicted model, not a curated record
AUGUCAGGCUCAAAGCCAGCUCUGUUGCCCAGCGCUCGUUUGGCAGCUAAUCGGCCAGACGUUUGGACCUUUAUCAACCAGACAGCGGCACAAUGCAAAGUACCUCCCGUGUCUCUUAGUCAAGGUUUUUUCAAUUACAAUCCGCCUCAGUUUAUUUUGGAUGCGGCAAAACGUGCCAUUGAUGAUGUUUCUUGCAACCAGUACCAACACACUCGCGGCCGUUUGAAUCUUCGUAAACAAUUAUCAAAGACCUACUCACCUUUGUAUAACCGUGAGCUUGAUCCCGAAAGCCAAAUUCUUGUCACAACUGGCGCAAACGAAGGCUUUUUAAGCGCAUUUGCUGCUUUUCUCAACCCUGGAGAUGAGGUAAUCGUUAUGGAGCCUUUUUUUGACCAGUAUAUCAGUAACAUUACGAUGUAUGGCGGUGUUCCCGUUUAUGUCCCAAUCAUUCCUCCUGCCGCUGGCUCGGAACGGCCUGUUUCAGCUUCGGAAUGGAAGCUGGACAUGCAACGUUUGCGUGCAGCAAUAACGAGCAAAACUCGCAUGCUUGUAAUUAACACUCCCCACAAUCCACUGGGCAAAGUCUUUUCCAGAGAAGAGCUCCUGGAAAUUGCUGACGUGGUCCUUGAAAACAAUUUGGUGGUUGUCUCAGAUGAGGUGUACGAACGUUUAACUUAUGUUGAUGAGUUUCCUCGUUUGGCAACAUUGCGUCCCGAGCUCUUCAAACAUGUAAUCGCUGUCGGUUCCGCUGGCAAAACUUUUGGCGUUACAGGUUGGCGAAUUGGAUGGCUAAUUGGAGAUGCUCAUCUUAUUAAGUAUUGUUCAGCGGCACACACUCGUAUUUGUUUUGCUACGAACGGACCAAUGCAGCAGGCUAUUGCGGACUCCUUAGCCGUCGCCGAUCAGUACAAUUACUUCAGCGAGUAUGUUGACAGCUACAAAAAGCGUUUCCGUGUUUUGGCCGAUGUUUUCGACGAGCUCGGCUUGCCGUAUUCGCAGCCUGAGGGAACGUAUUACACCAUGGUUAACUUUUCCAAGGUCAAGGUUCCCGAGGACUAUCCCGUCCCUGACGCAAUCAAGGACAGACCCCGUGACUUCAAGAUUGCUCUUUGGCUCAUGAAGGAGAUUGGUAUCGCUACAAUUCCUCCGACAGAAUUCUUCACUGACGAAGACGCUCACAUUGCCGACACGUACCUGCGUUUUGCCUUCUGUAAAACGUUUGAUGAGUUGGAAGAGGGUGCCAGACGUCUCCGGAAGCUUAAAGAGUACAUGUAA